Messenger RNA from Eimeria necatrix, 6432 nucleotides. RefSeq names its product protein kinase (incomplete catalytic triad), putative. NCBI's taxonomy places the organism in Eukaryota, Apicomplexa, Conoidasida, Eucoccidiorida, Eimeriidae. The coding region runs from base 1 to 6432 and encodes 2143 amino acids. The transcript has 20 exons. Gene Ontology annotation, molecular function: ATP binding; eukaryotic translation initiation factor 2alpha kinase activity. Gene Ontology annotation, cellular component: cytosol. The record is from RefSeq and is a predicted model, not a curated record. Gene Ontology annotation, biological process: protein phosphorylation.
AUGGGGCGCAAAGCAACUGGAAGCAAGUCAAUCGCCAGCAGCUGUAAGGACUUGAAGAGCAAUGCACCGACAGCACAAGCUUCUUCUGCCGCUGCAGCAUCUCCCACCGUGCAUGCAGCAACAGCAGGAUUCCAAGUACGGCAAGUAACUGCAGCAGCUGCAACACUGGCUCAGCCAGUAGCAGCCAGUGCUGCUCUGCCUCCAGCUUGGGGAGACAUAGGAGAGGAACUUCCGCAGAGACAUGCGCGCCGUAAAUCACGGAAACAGCAGCAGCAAGAGGCAGCAACGAAGAGGAAGGCCCGGCAGGCCCUUGCAACCGCUGCCAGCAGCAGCUGUAGCAACGGCAAUAGCGCCAGUCAGAGUUACAGUAGUAGCAGCACAGUCAUUCAGUGCAUAUGCGGGUCAGAACUUCACCCAGGGACAAGUGGGCAUGAUGAGAUAGCGGCACGUGUGCUGCAGCGGCAACAACACUUGCUAAAGCAGCAGCAAGAGCUGCAACAAACAAAGCAACAUGUGUGCUCUGACGAGCUAAUGGACGAAAUACGGGCACUCGAUGUUCUCUAUCCUCCGCUUUUGUUGCUACAGCGCGGGCUGCUGUCUGAAACGUUCAUAGCAGAGGUUGAGCACACUCGUGCUGCGGCCGCCGCAGCGUUUGCUACUUUGCAGGCAGGUAGCAACAAGGUAAACCCGUGGGAUGCUGGGCGCUUGUUUUCCACCGCGUGUGCCACAUUCCUGAUACUGUCGCCACUCAACUGUUUCCAUUGCCGCUACGAUGCAUCUUCAGCUGCUUCCGCUCCUAGCCUCAGCAAUAAGCGCACAACCCGCGGGGUGAAUUCUAGUCGUGCAGACACGGGACUUUCCGAUGACGGCAGCAGCAGCAGCAGCAGCAGCAGAUCCAGGAGCAGGUGCAGCAGCAUGAACAAGGAGAGAAGCAGCAGCUUGGAUAGCUGUAAUUUGGCGGCAUUGACCCCGCAGCAGCAGUUGAAGGUGGCGUUUCGCUGUCGCUGCGAGUGCUGCGGCAGCCGCCUAGGAAGUGAUGGUCGUGGCCUUAGCAGCAGCAGCAGCAGCAACACCAACGAGUCCAUCCGCAUAGCUUUCCACAUCAGUACUUUCAGAACUGAAGAGCACAUAGCAGUCAUUGAUGCCCUCCUGCCGCCAACGAGAGAGGUGCUGUUGCAUGCUCUGGCCCUGCACUUGGAGACGUUUUUGGUAGAGCUACCCUCCCAGCCAAACUUGUGGGAAGAGAUGCAGCAACGCGUACAACAGCAGCAACAACAGCAGCAGCAUUUGGAGCAACUGCAGCUGCAGCUAAUCCGGGAUCGAGCGAGGCAAGGGACUCUACACAAGACUAAGAGUGCAGCAGCAGCGGCAGCAGCAGCGGAGGCAGCAGCAGCACGAGACGGAGAUGCAGCUACAACCCAGCAGCAGGCGGCAGAGUUUCACAUGGCCGUUGCAGCGAGGCUCAGAGGCGAUGGAGAGCAAACAUCAGGCCCAUUGUCUUUGACUCCCAUCAUUCCUAGGUGUCCGAGAAGGCCUGUUUGUCACAGCUCAGCCUCUCAAGCUCUAGUACCUGAUUUUCAGAGUUGUUUGUACGGAGGCACAGUCUUGGCUUCCUGCUGCAACAGCCUCAAACACUUGAAGACCAGUCCUUCUCAACGAAGUCUGAAGUUGCCUACAGCGACCUCAGCAGGUGGAUGGUUCACUCCUGGCAGCAGCAGAAGCAGUAUGCCACUGACUUCCCGUACUGCCGCUGCGGAGCUGACGGGACCUCAAGCAGCAGCUGCUGCUAUUGCUGUAGGAGCAGCAGCGGCAAUACCAUCAUUUGCAGCAGCUGAUGUACCAGUGGUUGCUGACCCAGCGGCACUGCGGCCACAUGAAACCGAUAGUAGCAGAAAUGUGAUAAGCAACAGUGCAGGGUUCAACCCCGAAGAGCAGCAGCAAAACAUCUUCAGCUUUUUGCAGCACAUCGUCAGCCAGCAGCCCCGACACCGCAGAGACUUUUUGCUCGUGGAAUCACUGCUGCAGCGCGCCAGUCAGGGAGUCGAUGAGCUGCAACAGCAGUUGCAGCAGCGCGACCCUUCCCUGCAACUGCAGCAACAGGAGCAGCAGCCACAACACGAGAAGCAGCAGCAGCUGCAACAACAUCCAAAGAAAAAAAAAGGCAAGAAAAAGCACAAAAUGCAGUACACGAGAGUUUACGACGAUGUGCCGCAGCAGCAGCAGCAGCUUCAGCAGGAGCAAAGGCAGCAGCAGCAGGUGUUACAGAAACAGCAGCAGCUGAUGCAUCAGCAGGACCAGAAACAACAAGAAGAGCAGCAGCAACAGGAGCAUCAGGAGUGGCGCAUGACAGGGUUGAACAUCGUGGCGGACGCUGAGAGAGUACUUCAUGAGGUUGCGAUGCUCUGCACAUUAGAGCACCCCUUCUUGAUGCGCUACCACCAGUGCUGGUCGCAGCUGGUGCAGAAAACGUCAAGACUUACAACAAGUCAGUCAUCACCAGCUCCCUCUCAGGGGUUUCCCCAUCAUACAGUCGCUGCCUCUCCUGCUGGCCUUUCUGCUGCCUACGCGGCUUCUACUGCUGUUGCGGCUGCCGGCGCGGAAGAGAAGCCGGCGAGUGAUAAAGCUACCACUGCCGCAGGGCAGACCAGUUGUAGAAGGUCGUCAAGCGUUGUGGAAAGGGCAAAAGACGGGAUACCGAGAGGAGAAGGAGCACCAGCAGCUGUAGCAUUACCUAGUGAAGAGCAGGCGCAGCUAUCGGUGUUCGUUCAGAUGGAAUAUUUCGAAUUGACUCUUCAAAGAUUCAUACGGGAGGGAAGGACCCUUCGUAUCUCAGAUGUUUGGAGACUUUUCAUGCAGCUGCUGGAGGCAAUGGUUUGUGUACAUCGCGCUGGGGCUUGCCACAGGGCGCUACAUCCUUCAAACGUUUUUCUGGUUGAUGGUCCAGAGGGCCUUAUUUUGAAGGCAAGUGAGGUGUUAAUACGCGUAGGGGAUUUUGGGCUGAGGGAACUGCUCCUGCCAACUGCUGACAAUCCGUUUUUGGCGUUUGUAGCCCCUGAAGUGCGCAGAGGAGAGACUUUCAGUGACAAGGCAGAUAUGUAUUCUAUUGGGAUGCUCUUUUUGGAGCUGUGGUUGCUUUGUCCGGUUAUGGCGCGGCUUAGCAAUCGAGAAGCCAUACGCACGAACUUCAACGGCUGCAUGCCGCCGCGGGCCGUCAAAAUCGCCAACUUGCUGUUGCAGGAAGAACCGAAUAAGAGGCCAUCGUCUUUGCAGCUGCUGCAGUCUGGCACGCUGCCACCUGCGGUGGAUGCGGGACUCUUCGAGGCGUUCUUGCUGCGUGUGGGCGGCUGCUCCACGGCGGAGGAUGAAGACGCGGCUGCUGCUUCAGCUCUCACAACUACAGUAGCGAGUUCAACAUUGGCUGCAACAUCUUCUGGAUCCGCUCCCUUGCCGACAGGGCAACAGCAGCAGCAGCAGAACACGCAUCAGGGACGAGGGCACCCAACUGCUCCCGCAGAUUGUCUCGCAGCAAUCGGAGCUGCAGGUGGGACGGCAGCGGGAACAGGCUCAGCCGCACCGGCGUUUUCUGGUCGGGUGCUCCAGCAACAUCGAGAGCAGCGACAAAGCAGCAGUAGCACUAUGAACGCACGUGUUCAGCUGACACGUGAGGUGCUAAACGUCCUUUUCGCGCGUCCUCUUGAUCCCCGCAGCCGGAGGGCCUUCGUUGACGCCUUACAACAGGAGGAACUUGCGCAGAACGAUGGCAAUGACGGCCUUAGGGGUCUGCUCUGCAGUGCAGCACUUCAGCACUUUGGCGCCCACGGAGCCGCGCACCAAUCGCUGCCUCUUUUCUGCCCUGCAGUGGAUCUUACAGCAGCCACAACAGGAGUCGUUGCUCUAACCGCUUCGAAUCUGCUACUGUCACCAACAGUCCAUUUAUCCUCGGCGUUUGCUGCGCUAGAUGCUGCCGCAGCUUCUGUGUUUCCUCCGUGCUGCAGCAGCCUGCAGCUGCAGCAACCCCCUGCUGCAGCAGCCGCUGUCGCGGCCGCCGCUGCAGCAACGCGGGCGUUGCCCGGCACUGCUGAAUGGCAUCAAUUUGUGAUGUCAGCUGCAAUAGCAGCUACGGCGAAUGCAGCGGCAGCCAGUGUUCAGCCCCAACAACGAAUGCUUCUAGAUGGAGAAGUUUUCAAAAGGUUUUGUGUUGGGCCUGCGUAUGCACUGGAGCAGCAACAAGGGGAGAGUGGACGGGGCCCAUUCGGCCAAGUGCUACCGCAGCUAGCUUGCUGCUUCCAAAUUCUUUAUCCCCUGAAACAGCAGCAACAGCAACAGCAACAACAACAGAAGCAUGUACUGCAGCAUCUCCUGCUUCCAGCCAGCUGCCAGACGGGCUGUUACAUGAGCACCAGCGGCCCCAGAAGCCCUUCAACUAGUUUCUCGGGCGAUAAUAUGCAGCAAGAUCAACAAAGAGGGAUGAGCCAGCAGGUGCUGCAGCAAAUGCUGAACGUCUUGUCUUACGAGGACCAGCAGCUUGUUUUUGCUGAGGGAGAGCUGCUUCUUGUUGCAGUGACUUCGCUGCACAACCUACUGGUCACUGCUGGAAUUCCGCCUUCUUGUGGAACUUUGGAGUUUGCACUGCCGCAGCUCGUGCGCCCGCUGCUCCAGCUUUUCUUCCGUAUACCUCGUUCCGACGUGGAAGAGGCAGUUGUAGAGCUACUACAACUGUGUCAGAAAGACCCUCAGAGACACGUGACCCAGAGACCGCAGCAGGCUUGUGUUUCACAUUCAGACUGUAGCAAAGUUCUUUAUCAAUUUUCUAAUUUGGAAGUUGAGGAGCUUGAUGUUGCUGCAGAGCAGCUGCAGCAGUUACUGGAGUUCUCGGGAGACGCUUUCGAGCUGCUGCUGUUGCUGCAAAACAUUCGCAACCGCCUUACAGCGGCAAACACGCAGGUGCAGCAACAGCAACAGGGAGAGCUGCGACAGUGCCGACCGCUCAUUUGCGAAACGGAACCCGAAGUUGCGGCAGUUGCAGAGGCAGAAAGGGAGCUCAGCCACGCACUGCAUCUUUCGCUCUUGCUACAAGCAGCAGUAGACACCUCAGCAGGCCGCUGCCUCUUUAUGCGAUUUCUCCUGCCCCCAGAAAGCCCAAAUUACGAUGUUGGGCGGCUCGUUUUUGGGGUGUUUUUAAAUGCCUCGUUCUUGAGAGCAUCUUUACCUGCUGUUGGUUUGUUGAAUCCCGACGAAUGCCCGAGUCCCUCACAGAAACAGCAGCACGAGCAUCAGGCAUUGCAGACGCAAAUGCUAUCACCACUCCAGUUUGUGAGGGUAGGUGGCGGUGGAUAUAUCAAGCUUUUCCCACAGAUAAACCAAGACCCUGCAGUUGCCGCUGCCAACUGCAGCACAGCCGCAGCGGUGUGCGGAUCCGGUGCUGCCGAUCCCAGCGAUGGGCUCACUGCAGCAUCUGCAACCUGCGUAGCUGCCCCAGCAAAAUCAACAACUGCAAAAGAACCGAUUAGAGGAACCAUACUGCGCAAUUGUGAGCCUCAUGAGAAUUUUUUAACGUUGUCUUUUGACCUUGACUUGGAAACCGUCAUUUCCUUAGUGGCGAAUGCGGAUGCGGCAGCUGUUGUAGCCGCAGCCGUUGCUGCAUUGCAACAGGAGCAAGGACAAACUGACGCGGCGAGCAUAUCAGGGUAUCUUACACGUUCAGUCACAUCCGUCGGUGACGCGACUCAUGUGGAGGAUGAAACUGUCGAGCAAGCUGGAAGUGAGCUUGGAUGUGUUGCUUCGCUCCAGCAGCAGCCGGCCCAGCAGACCAUGUCAUUGCAGUAUUCACCGAUACGGCAUAUUCGCCACAGCAGACAACCCUGGGUCAUACUCACGACUGCCAGCAGCCGCCUCAUCCCUUUGGGUGUUGCAAUGGCUAACCGCCUCAUACGACGAGGCGUUGUAGCAGUGAUGCGGAUACAGCCUGUCAUCGAGGUGUCGCGUUUCCAGGAAGCGCUGAGGCGCCACCCCAGCGUGAAAUACCAUGUGGUAAUACAGCAGCAGCAAAAGACAGGCGGCGGCAGAAAGUAUCAGCAGCUGCUGAGACAGCAGCUACUGCUGCAGCAAGCGCACCACCAACAGCAUGAACUGCUCCAGCAGUCGUGGCAGUCUACAGAAGAUAACCCUUUUUGGCAUAGCUUAAACAGCAGUCAGUACAUUCCACUGGCUGCCUGCAGUAACGAAAGAAGCUCCUGUGGAGCUUCCCUGCUCGACACUGCUGUUGCUGCGGCGUCGAUGGCGCCCGUAAUCUUUAGUCUUACACACCUGCAGAAGUCACCUACCGUUUCAGCGGGGGACAGCAGCAGCAGCAGGCGCAAGGCCAAACCGGUCCGCCACUUGACAGCCCAGACGCUCAUUUCCGUGCUCGUCAAUGCAGCGCCAAGGCGCUGA